Messenger RNA from Naegleria lovaniensis, 1440 nucleotides. RefSeq lists its product as uncharacterized. The coding region runs from base 1 to 1440 and encodes 479 amino acids. The transcript is spliced from 2 exons. The record is from RefSeq and is a predicted model, not a curated record. NCBI's taxonomy places the organism in Eukaryota, Heterolobosea, Eutetramitea, Acrasida, Naegleriidae.
AUGUCUGGCUGGUGGUCCAAGCUUAGCUUCCUUGGCUCUAGUCGUUUGCCAGAUCUCGUGUCCACCACUUUUGAUUCAACAUCAUCAUCAUCAACAAGUACUAAUUGUUCAUCCACUAGUGGUCCAAUAACAACAACAACAACCACAACUACUCCUAUUACAACCACCACUAUUAUUAAUAAUAAUUAUAAUAAUAAUAAUACUACACCGCAGAACAAUACGUUUCAACCCUCGUUGCUUGUUCAAAACUCUGGUCAAAAUCCAACAACCACCAAUGUUUCCAUGGCCAUUGAUGACGAAGAAUAUGAACAUUCUACAGUCAUAUAUAAACCACCUCUAUUGAACGAAAAGAUCAAAGAGGAGAAGAUGCCCAAGUACGAACAGUCAACAUUUAUCGAAAUGGAAAAGAACAAUCUGUAUUACCAAAACAAAGCACCAUGUCCUUACAAUGAUAAAGAACUCAUAGAUACACCUACCUGCUCUCUUGAUGAGUAUUCAAAUGAACAAUUGAAUUUGGAAGAAAUUGAACGAAUUGGAAUAAUCAAACAGAAAAAUACUGGAAUCGCAAAUAAUUCCAAUAACCUAGAAAACAUCUAUGCUCAAAACAAUGUCAUUCCAGGACGAUUGAUGUAUUGUGUGUUUGGUAAAUAUUUAUUGCAACAGAGACCACAAAAACGAAGAAAUCCAUCAACACGUGCAUUUAUGUCACUUCGAUUAGUAAUUUCUGUCACAGAUUUCGGAUUGCAUUUGAGUGUUUUAUUGGGUCCAUUCAAAUUGGAUUGGUAUCCACAUUCAAUGGCGUUGGUUACAACGGUGAACGAAGGAGCAAAAUACGGAAAUGCAUUUGCAAUUAUUGGUGAUCAUUUUUUUGAUUCAAAAGAACGUAUCAAACAGGCGUUAUUCAUUGUUGCUAAUGUCAUCUGUCAAUACAAUGGAACAAAAUGGUAUAAUAGCGAGAGCUGUAAUAGCAUUCAUUUUGUGAAUGAUGUUUUUUCCAACUUGGGACUUGUUUCACCACUGAACAAUCAUCACUUUGUACCAUAUUUUACAAAUAAUUUUGGAAUGCAAAAAAUGUAUUACUAUUCAUCCAAACUGUUUGACAUGAUCGCGCAAGUGGAAAAAAGAGAAGAUGAAUUUUCAGAUUUUUAUAACUUGGAGUGGCUUGUAUUCAAGGAUCGUGGUGAGCUCAACCAAUUUGCAUGGUUUUUAGAUUCAUUGAAAUAUUUUCAAACCAUGGAAGGAGUUAAAGAUUAUGCUCUCUUGAAGGCGUAUGAUAGAGCUUUUUAUUUGAAUGACUGUAAAGAGGGCCCGACGAAUGAUGAUUCAACAAGAGAGAUCCAAUUUUUCUUCACGACCAGUGGUCAAUCUGAUGAUCAUAGUAUUGCCAAAAUUGAAUUCAAUAUUCAAGACAUGACCUUUGACAAACCAAAUCGAAACUAG